Dromiciops gliroides (monito del monte) is the source of this 2302-nucleotide messenger RNA. RefSeq names its product eukaryotic translation initiation factor 2A (gene EIF2A). Lineage: Eukaryota; Metazoa; Chordata; Mammalia; Microbiotheria; Microbiotheriidae. Bases 127 to 1884 code for a protein of 585 amino acids. Gene Ontology annotation, molecular function: ribosome binding; translation initiation factor activity; tRNA binding. Gene Ontology annotation, biological process: translational initiation. The transcript has 14 exons. Gene Ontology annotation, cellular component: cytosolic small ribosomal subunit. The record is from RefSeq and is a predicted model, not a curated record.
GCGCCGGAAGAACCACGUCGUCGCCUCCGCUGCAGCGAAGACGUGUAGGUCCCGUAGGGGCCGGCCCCCGGCCUCGUGAACUCUGACCCGGACGCCGGACGGAAGGAGAUCUCUUUCCGGGACAAGAUGGCGCCCUCCACCCCGCUGCUGGCAGUCCGAGGAUCAGAGGGGCUCUACAUGGUGAACGGGCCACCAAAUUGUACAGAAAAUACAGUAUUUCUAAGGGAAUCAGGGAAAAAUUGCAAAGUCUAUGCCUUUAGUAAGGACGGAAGCCUCUUUGCUUGGUGUAAUGGAGAAAAGGUAAAUCUUGUGAAUGUCGCUGACAAUGAGUUGCUACAUUCCUUCAAUCUUCCAAAAGCAGUUUGCCUUGAAUUUUCACCAAAAAAUAGUGUCCUAGCAAUAUGGCAGCCUUACACAGCUCCUAAAGAUGGAACAUCAGGAGUACCUAAUCUACAACUUUAUGAUGUGAAAACUGGAAAAUGUCUGAAGUCUUUCAUCCAGAAGAAAAUGCAGAACUGGUGUCCAUCUUGGGCAGAUGAUGAAAGCAUUUGUGCCAGGAAUGUUAACAAUGAAGUCCAUUUCUUUGAAAACAACAACUUCGGUACAAUUGCAAACAAACUCCAUUUGCAAAAAAUUAGUGAUUUUGUGUUAUCACCAGGACCGCAACCAUGCAAGGUGGCCGUCUACGUUCCUGGCAGCAAGGGAGCCCCAUCCUUUGUGAGGCUGUACCAGUACCCCAGUUUUAGUGGACCUCAUGCUGCUCUGGCUAACAAGAGCUUCUUUAAGGCUGAUAAGGUGACAAUGCUAUGGAAUAAAAAAGCCACUGCUGUGUUAGUAAUUGCAAGUACAGAUGUUGACAAGACAGGAGCUUCUUAUUACGGAGAACAAACCCUACACUACAUUGCAACCAAUGGAGAAAGUGCCGUGGUGCAAUUACCAAAAAAUGGUCCCAUAUAUGAUGUAGUAUGGAAUUCCAGUUCCACCGAGUUUUGUGCCGUUUAUGGUUUCAUGCCAGCCAAAGCUACAAUUUUCAAUUUGAAAUGUGAUCCUGUGUUUGACUUUGGAACUGGUCCUCGUAAUGCAGCCUACUACAGUCCACACGGACAUAUAUUGGUGCUUGCUGGCUUUGGAAAUCUCCGGGGCCAGAUGGAGGUGUGGGAUGUUAAAAACUACAAACUUAUUUCCAAGCCAGUGGCUUCAGAUUCAACGUACUUUGCCUGGUGCCCAGAUGGAGAGCAUAUCGUAACUGCUACCUGUGCUCCAAGGCUGCGUGUUAGUAAUGGGUACAAGAUUUGGCAUUACACUGGCUCCAUUCUACACAAGUAUGACGUCCCAUCGAAUGCAGAAAUAUGGCAAGUGUCUUGGCAGCCAUUUUUGGAUGGAGUAUUUCCUGCAAAAGCAGUAACUUACCAAGCAGUACCAAGCGAAGUGCCAGAGGUGGAGGCUAAGGUGGCAAAGGCUUACAGACCCCCAGCUUUAAGAAACAAACCCAUAACGAGCUCCAAACUGCAUGAAGAGGAACCACCUCAGAAUAUGAAACCACAAUCAGGAAGUGACAAGCCAUUAUCUAAAACAGCUCUGAAAAAUCAAAGAAAGCACGAGGCAAAGAAAGCAGCAAAACAGGAAGCAAGAAGUGAAAGUGGUCAUGAUUUGGCCCUUACCCCAGCUCCGCAGCAGAACACCCCACGAAGUGUCCCUGUGCCAUCAUCAGGAGACCCUGAGGUGGACAAAAAAAUCAAGAACCUGAGAAAGAAACUGAAAGCAAUUGAACAAUUGAAAGAACAAGCAGCUAGUGGUAAACAGCUAGAGAAAAAUCAGAUGGAAAAGAUCCAGAAAGAAACGGCCCUCCUACAGGAGUUGGAAGAUUUGGAAUUGGGUGUUUGAAGUUUUAUGGAAAAUCAGUUACCUGAAAUCAGUGCAAAUACAUUCUCUGUAUUAAACCUACUAGAAUAAUUAAUUUCUUUUGUUUCAAAUGGCUGAGUCCACACACAUGUACAUAUUUACUGUUUAUAUUUCUAACCAUUUAUCCUAAAAUUUGUGCAUGUGGGAAAUUGUUUAAUAAUGUUUAUUAAAUUGGCUUUUCCUAAUUUUCAAAAACAGGUAUAGAAAUGCUUAUGAUACAAAUUAGUAUUAAUAAUAAUUAAUACUAAGUAUCUGAAUAAGCACGUGAGUUUCAGUGGGGGGGAUAUACAUCUGACAGCUUGAGGAUCCCAUGCAAAAAAAUUGCAACAGAGCCCGACUAUUCAGUGAUUUUCAGUUUCAACAGAACUAUAGAAGUAAAUAAAUAACAUUUUAAAUUUAA